UUGCAAUAUGUUGAUGGAUUUCUUCCCCACAUUCUUGAUCAUUUUCCAAAUUCUCUUACAUUCCAUUCUAAAAGUUACACCAUUUGAGUUGAAUUAUCGUACAGUUUUCAAUUUUGGUGACUCAAAUUCGGACACCGGUGGGCUGGCUGCUGGAAUAGCUUUUCCGAUCAGCUUGCCUCAUGGACAGACGUUCUUCCAGAAGCCAGCCGGCCGCUUGUGUGACGGUCGCCUCGUCACUGAUUUUUUCAUGGAUGCAAUGGGAUUGCCAUUCAUGAGCCCAUACUUCAACUCAAUUGGUGCACCAAAUUUCAAAAGUGGGUGCAAUUUCGCAACCGGUGGCUCUACUAUUCUACCUGCCAAAGCCAAUGCCAUUAGCCCUUUCUCCCUCAACAUUCAAGUGGAUCAAUUCAUCAGAUUCAAAGCUCGAGUUCUUGAUGUAAUCUUGAAGGACAAGAAUUUGCGAAAAUUUGUGCCCUCAUCACAUGACUUUGAAGAGGGUCUAUAUAUGUUGGACAUAGGCCAAAACGACAUCGAUGGGGCAUUUGGUUUCAUGUCCCAAGACCAAGUUUUUGCCCUAAUCCCAACUAUCUUGUCUGAAUUUCGAUUUAGAAUAAAGAAAUUGUACAAUGAAGGAGCUAGAAACUUUUGGAUGCAUAACACAGGACCCUUAGGUUGUUUGCCAAGAAUUAUAGCUAAAUUUGGGCAAGAUGAAUCAAAAUUGGACCAAUUCAAAUGUGUGGAUUCACACAACCAAGCUGCAAGGCUUUUCAACUUGCAACUCCAAACCCUUUGUGCCGAGUUCCAGCAAGAGUUCCCAGAAGCUAAGGUCACUUACGUCGAUAUUUAUGCCAUAAAAUCCGACCUCAUUGCAAAUUAUUCUCAAUAUGGUUUCAAGGAAGGAUUAGGAGCUUGUUGUGGAUAUGGUGGGUUGCCAUUGAACUAUGAUAGUAGAGUUAUGUGUGGGCAGAGUGUGGUGUUGAAUGGCAGUGUUGUGAAGGGAGAAGCAUGCACCAACACAACUCAAUAUGUUAAUUGGGAUGGAAAUCACUAUACCGAGGCUGCUAAUCACUACAUUGCCUCCAAAAUUCUCACCGGAAACUACCUCGUUCCACCGCCACCGCCACCGCCACCGCCUACGCCUAAGUCUACUUCAUACUUUUCCCUUCUAACUAGGUAAAAUAAACCACAUAAUAAUAAAUAUUACUGCCUAUGUUUGCUAUUAAAUGUUUCAUUUGGGAUCGGCACGAACGUGAUGAAUAUGGAUGGAAAAAUUAGUGAAAUGUAUCUAAUUUUUAUUUAUUAGUACUAGUUUUCUGUUAAA
Molecule: messenger RNA, 1321 nt
Organism: Salvia hispanica
Lineage: Eukaryota; Viridiplantae; Streptophyta; Magnoliopsida; Lamiales; Lamiaceae
Product: GDSL esterase/lipase At1g54790-like
Molecular function (GO): hydrolase activity, acting on ester bonds
Source: RefSeq, a predicted model, not a curated record